AUGGAUACAUGGGAAAUGGCUAUUGCGACACUUAAUACAUUUAUUUGUUUACAAGUUGUCAUCCAUGAUAAAAUCUUAUAUGUUGCUAACUAUCAUAUGCCGUGUUUCUGCCAAAUACCUGAUCUCAUGGAAAUCCAUUCGUCUGUUGUGAAAGAUCUGAUGUUUGAAUUAGAAGCUGGUCACAACUUUAUUUUAACUGGUGAUUUCAACAUCAAACCUAUGAAAAUCUGUUAUCGAAUUCUAACGGAAAAAGUUUCUGAUGUUAAUCUUCUACCAGAAUCAAAUAUUUAUGAAAUAUCUUAUCGACCGAACACCGACCAAAUAUUGAAGAGUGUAUAUCGUGAAAAAAAUGGAGUCGAACCUGUUUAUACUAAUGAUAGAGAUGUGCCUAAAUCACCUCAUUUCUGUGCUACACUUGACUAUAUCUUUUUUGAAGGUCAUCUUACCGUAGAGAAAGUAUUAGAAUUACCGGAUCAACCUAUGAGUGAAUCUUAUCUAGAUGAGACACAUCCUUCGGAUCAUUUGCUAAUCGCGACAUCAUUUCGAUUAUUAUAG
Molecule: messenger RNA, 555 nt
Organism: Rotaria sp. Silwood1
Lineage: Eukaryota; Metazoa; Rotifera; Eurotatoria; Philodinida; Philodinidae
Source: the annotation of a GenBank genome assembly